AUGGGAGUUCCCUCUCUAAAGUCUGGCAAGCCAAGACUGAAUGUAACAGACAGCUCGCAAGGGGCGGGGACUUGGAGAGGGGGAACCAAGCUACACGUCAGGGUCACCGGAUCCUGUUCCAGUCCCAGUUCCAAUCCCAGUCCCAGUUCCAAUCCUAGUCCCAGUCCUAGUUCCAAUCCUAGUCCCAGUCCCAGUUCCAAUCCUAGUCCCAGUCCAAGUUCCAAUCCCAGUCCCAAUCCUAGUCCCAGUUCCCAGGUUCCAAUCCCCAAGUCCCCAGUUUCCAAUCUAGUCCCCAGUCCUAGUCCCAGUCCCAGUCCCAGUUCCAAUCCUAGUCCCAGUCCCAGGUCCAGUUCCAAUCCCAGUCCCAGUCCCCUUCCUCCUUUGAAAUUCUUCACCUUCGUCGAUACCGACGCAAGAGGAAGAGCAAAGGCAGUACUGCCUCUGUGA
Messenger RNA from Macrobrachium nipponense, 447 nucleotides. RefSeq lists its product as uncharacterized. Lineage: Eukaryota; Metazoa; Arthropoda; Malacostraca; Decapoda; Palaemonidae. The coding region runs from base 1 to 447 and encodes 148 amino acids. The transcript has 2 exons. The record is from RefSeq and is a predicted model, not a curated record.